Molecule: messenger RNA, 1014 nt
Organism: Tetrahymena thermophila SB210
Lineage: Eukaryota; Ciliophora; Oligohymenophorea; Hymenostomatida; Tetrahymenidae
Product: pfkB family carbohydrate kinase
Exons: 3
Biological process (GO): D-ribose metabolic process
Molecular function (GO): ribokinase activity
Source: RefSeq, a predicted model, not a curated record
AUGGCUUAAAAUACAUAUUCUAUUUGCGUAGUUGGUUCUGGAAGUUUUGAUUUAUUCCUUUUGGUAAAUCACUUCCCAGUAGAGGGAGAAACUUUGCAAGCAAAUGACUCCUUUAUUAAGAACGGAGGUAAAGGAGCUAAUCAAGCAGUUGCUGCUGCUAAGUUAGGUGCAAAAACCAUUUUCGCAGGAUAGUUUGGUCAAGACAAAUAUGGUGAUGGUUUGGUAGAAGAAAUGUCUCAAUCUGGUGUUGAUAUGAGCAAAGUGAGAAGAUUAGCAAACGUUUAAACUGGUUAGGCUAUAAUUACUUUAAACAAAAAGGGAGAAAAUAGUAUUAUUAUUGUUGGAGGUGCUAAUACUCAUUAUGACCAUUUAAAUGUUCUACCUUAAGAAUUCAAAGAUGCAAUUUAGUCAAGCAGAAUUAUUCUUUUAUAAAAAGAGAUCCCUUUAGAGAUUAGUAAGUUAGCAGCAAUUUAUGCUAAGUAGCACAACAAGCUUGUUAUGCUGGAUUGUGGUGGUAGAGAUGAAGAUAUUCCAGAAGAGUUGCUUUAAAAUAUAGAUUUUAUUUCUCCCAACUAGUCAGAAUUAAAGAGAGUAAUGAACAUUAACUCAAGUGAUCAUGGAGAAAUAACCAUUGAUGAAAUCCGAUAAUAACUCUUAAGCAAAUAUCCUAAUUUAACUGUUGUGUUAAAGGAGGGUUCUAAGGGAAGUGCUGUUAUUACCAAAACUGAUUACUUACACGUAGACUCUGCUUCUUUAAUUAAACCUGAUAUCCUCAACACUUACAAAAUUGUUGACACAACAGGUGCAGGUGAUUGUUUUACUGCAGCUUUCUGUGUUGAAUUCGACAAGCUUUUCCCUUAGAAUGGAGUUUAAUAUGAAGAUGCCUUAGAAAAAUAUAAAAAGUGCUUGCUAUUUGCUAACUGCUCUGCCUUUGUUUGCAUUACAGUGAUGGGAGCAAUGCCUUCUAUGCCAAAGCUAGAAAGUGUGUAACAAUUAUUGUCUAAAGUUUAAUGA